AUGAUCACGCGCUUCAUCACCGAGGUGAACACCAAGUUCAACCCCUUCUCCAUACGCUCGCGGGCCACGAGGCUAUUCCUCAGCGUCCUCCCUCCCAAUGCGCGACAGAACGGUAUGCAGAUAAACACAACUAUCUUACCGCGAACAUCUACUAUACCAGCUACCCUAAAGGUCAAAUUCAAGGAUGGGAAGGAGAUGACCUUGGAUGGCGAGCAGUUGGGUAUCAAGGGCAUAAUCGAAGAAGUCGAUAGACAUUCGCGAGCCUUACAAAAACAGUCAGACUUAACAGAUGGUUAA
Messenger RNA from Daldinia childiae, 297 nucleotides. RefSeq names its product 54S ribosomal protein L44, mitochondrial. The transcript is spliced from 2 exons. Gene Ontology annotation, molecular function: structural constituent of ribosome. Gene Ontology annotation, cellular component: mitochondrial large ribosomal subunit. The coding region runs from base 1 to 297 and encodes 98 amino acids. The record is from RefSeq and is a predicted model, not a curated record. NCBI's taxonomy places the organism in Eukaryota, Fungi, Ascomycota, Sordariomycetes, Xylariales, Hypoxylaceae.